AGGGGGAGACGCUCAGCUCGUCUGCAGCAGGAGCUGCGCUGAAUCCACCAACAGGACUCUGGAUUUAUCACCUGCGGACAGAUUUGUCCUGGGAAAGAAAGCACAAAUACUGCCUUUAUUUGUUUGUUUGUUUUCUAUUAGAGGGGUUAUUGUGAAAUGAUACCCUCUUUGAUUUUUUUUUGUUUUGAUUUGUGUUUGUGUGUGAGAGGGAAAAAAAAAAAAGCCGCGCAGUUUUGUCCUUCCUGAGGUCGGGCUGUGUUGGAGCAGAGCGCAGCGCCAUGGGAAGCCUUCCCACCGGGAACAACCUGCGCGGCGCGCACAUCCUGGGGCUGCUGUAGCGUUUCUGGAUCGAUCCGCUUAGUUUCUGUUCAGUGUUUUCUUUGCAUGAGGGAAAGGAGUCCGGGAUGCCCGUGAGGAACAGGUACAACCUGGUGGACGAUGUGGCGGACUCCAGGCUGCCGCUCCACAACGAGGAGGCUUACCAGCACGGGAUAUACUUCCAAGCCAAGUACGUGGGAAGUCUUGACGUGCCCAGGCCCAACAGUCGGAUGGAGAUCGUGGCAGCUAUGAGGAGAAUCAGGGUAAGGUCAAUGCUUAAAUUAAACUUAAGAAAAAUGUGGAGCCUAAAAGGAUUUGUUUAUAAGUCAUCCAGUGGUUUUUUACUUUAAAUAUUAAAUUUUUGG
Cyprinodon tularosa is the source of this 683-nucleotide messenger RNA. RefSeq names its product carboxyl-terminal PDZ ligand of neuronal nitric oxide synthase protein-like. The coding region runs from base 405 to 668 and encodes 87 amino acids. Lineage: Eukaryota; Metazoa; Chordata; Actinopteri; Cyprinodontiformes; Cyprinodontidae. The transcript is spliced from 2 exons. The record is from RefSeq and is a predicted model, not a curated record. Gene Ontology annotation, molecular function: nitric-oxide synthase binding.